Carica papaya (papaya) is the source of this 1376-nucleotide messenger RNA. RefSeq names its product E3 ubiquitin-protein ligase AIRP2-like. Gene Ontology annotation, biological process: protein ubiquitination. Gene Ontology annotation, molecular function: ubiquitin protein ligase activity. Lineage: Eukaryota; Viridiplantae; Streptophyta; Magnoliopsida; Brassicales; Caricaceae. The record is from RefSeq and is a predicted model, not a curated record.
CACCAAGAACCAAUGCCCACCAAACCCAUCUCUGAAUGAGAGAGAAAGAGAGUGAGGGUUGUAGUUGCUGAGCAAAAUUAGGGUUUUUGGGUACUGAAAAAUCUUCCUUUUUUUGGGGAUCAAACUCCUUGGACUGAGUUUCUUUGGGGUUUCCUUUUCUGGGUUGCAAUUUUUUUCUUUUUUUGUUGUUGAAAAAAUUUGUUUUUUUUUUUUUUUGUUUUUUUGGAGAUGUACAUAGGUUCUAUGCGAAAGUCAUUCAAGGACUCCUUGAAAGUGCUUGAAGCUGAUAUUCAGCAUGCUAAUACUCUGGCAUCUGAUUUUCCGAGGGACUAUGAUGGUGCCUGCCUCCAAAUGAGAAUGUCAUACAGUCCAGCUGCACACUUGUUCCUCUUUUUAGUGCAGUGGACAGACUGCCAUCUCGCUGGAGCUCUUGGGCUGUUAAGAAUAUUAAUUUACAAGGUUUAUGUCGAUGGCACAACAACCAUGUCUACCCACGAAAGAAAAGCAAGUAUUAGAGAGUUCUAUGCCGUUAUUUAUCCCUCCUUACUGCAACUUCAAAAAGGUGUUACUGAUACUGAAGAUAAGAAGCAGAAAGCAGUAUGCAUGGAAAGGUACCGAAGAAGAGAUGAAGAGGAGCACAGACUACAGACAGAUGCAGAUAUUGAAAGAGAGGAAGAAUGUGGAAUAUGUAUGGAGAUGAAUAGUAAGAUUGUAUUGCCGAAUUGCAACCAUGCCAUGUGCCUGAAAUGUUACCGUGAAUGGCGAACAAGAUCACAGUCCUGUCCCUUUUGUCGCGACAGUCUUAAAAGAGUGAAUUCUGGUGAUUUGUGGGUAUAUACAGACAGCAGGGAUGUGGUCGACAUGGCAACAGUGACAAGGGAGAAUUUCAGAAGGCUGUUCUUGUAUGUAGAUAAGCUGCCACUGAUCGUUCCCGACAACCUUUUUGACCCGUACGAUUCCCACUUAAGAUAGUUGACACGAACAGACCAAAGAUCACUAUCUCCUCUGGCCUCUAACAAGUGAAUUCCGGUUGCAUAAAGACGAGAUGUUUUAUUCGAUGAAACUAGGUUAGUUUGCAUUUGCAGUGGUUGCUUCCCACUUCUGAUACGAAGAAACCGGCCUAAGUAGUUGCUAUGGUCUGGUGGGAGAAGUCGAAAUAGUUUGAUAUUCCAAGAGGUUGAUAAAAAUUGUAUUUAGCACAUUUGUACAUGCUUUGUAUAGCCCUCUCCUAUUGUUCCAUCACAAAAAGAUGUCUUCUAACUCUGUUUGUAUCUUGGGUUGUGAACCUCUUUUAUCAGAGAUGAAUCAGUUAGUCUCUGCAUCUGGUGUUAUCCAGGUCUAUAUAUAUAAUGGAGAAUUUGCAUAGGAGUCAGAAA